Messenger RNA from Macrobrachium nipponense, 1579 nucleotides. RefSeq names its product kinesin-related protein 10-like. NCBI's taxonomy places the organism in Eukaryota, Metazoa, Arthropoda, Malacostraca, Decapoda, Palaemonidae. The coding region runs from base 77 to 1042 and encodes 321 amino acids. The record is from RefSeq and is a predicted model, not a curated record. The transcript has 7 exons.
UAACAUACAAUUGCCUUCCUUGCGAGUGAAUGUCAAGAGAGGACUGCAAUAAUGAAAUGAGCCCGUGCUAGGAAGGAUGAAAGGAAUAUUAUCUUGCAUGUUAAUCAUUUGCGUCUUAUUCAUCUGUAACUCAUCUGGUAAGACGCCGAGGGCAUGGAAGGUUUAUCGGCCGAAGGGGAAGCACGCAAGUCCCUCUGCGCAGUCGCUCCAGUCAGAGUCCUGUUCCCCCUCCGAGGAUAUCUCGACCUUCACUUUCCUCAACUUCGCCCUGGCAGUUGGCCAGAUGGCAGUGAACAUCGCUAACAACAUCGCCAACAACAACAACAACAACAAUAAUAACAAUAACAACAACAACAACAACCUUCUGAACGCCAAUGUUGCUAGCAACAACAAUAACAACAACAACGUUAAUGACAUUCAAUUCGAAAUGCCACGGCUGAAAAGAAUCAAAAGACAGAGUCUUCGACCUGGGGAGAUUUUCGCGGACGUCUGUCGGCCUCGGAAUACCGCAGCAUUUCGGUCUGGAAGGGCGUCUUCCCACUCACAGGUCAACGCAACGGUCUUCAUUGUCGAUGAUGAGACGUUUGCUUAUCGAGAAGACAAAGCAGAAUGGAUAAGUCAGGAGGUAUGGCUGGGUGUGAUUAGAGUCCUCGCUGAACGUAUGGAAACGAAGCUCAACAAAACAUUGGGGCAGAAGCAGGUGCGUGAGACCAACAAUAUCAUUGAAAAUGACUCAGAUCCAAGAGAGAGAAAAUGCUCAACAGGAACGAUGUGCUCAACGACGGCAAAAAGGAACUUGAUUAUUAAAAACGAGACAUUCGCCGGUAUGCUCCAGUUACUCUCAGGGACCAAAACUGCGACGAAAGGGAACAGUUCAGGGAGACUCCAGAGUGGUAACAGAAUUGGUCAGGAUUCCCAAACAGACGCCCUUGUCCGAUUGGAGCGAUCAGGUCAACUUUCUGAUGCUAUCGUCAUGGUCGUAAGGCAACUCGCAGCGAACUUCAUAGACGAGGAACCCGAUGGUUAUGGUUACUCUGCUUGAGGAGGAAGAGUCCAGUCCUUCAACAAGGACAGAGUUCUCCGAGAUCUGCGCCCAACCGACACAUCCCUGAGCCUACACAAGAAAUGAAUCCUAUGGAGGGGAUGAUGGCAAUGUGUUGACAGUUACACCAAAGCUUUACCCAUUUAAUUUCCUAAUGUUCUUAAAUGGGUGUAAAUUAACAUAUGUCUUGAUAUAUUGUACCCAUUUCCAUCCUUGUAAAACAAUUUUCUCUGAGUGCAAAUUAAAAUUAGUAUGCAGGUAAAUUAAUGUAUGAAAUAUAUACGUAGUACCCUUCUCAGACAAAACAUUGUAAUGUUUUAGAAGUUAUUGUUUUUUGCUAAGUGAUGUGAUGCUGAUUAGCCUGUAAUUUCUCUUCAGAAAUUAACUGAAAGGGAUCCAGUAUUCAAAGAAUUUAAUUGACAGGCUCCAGUAUUCAAAGAACUAAAUUGACUACAGGUUGUUUACAAAUUCAUUAAAUAAUGUAGUAGGGAGUUUUGUACAAUGCCCUAGGGGAAAAUAAAAAUUUUUUAUGUCUUG